Messenger RNA from Drosophila yakuba, 6525 nucleotides. RefSeq names its product gastrula zinc finger protein XlCGF57.1. The transcript has 7 exons. Bases 873 to 3764 code for a protein of 963 amino acids. Gene Ontology annotation, biological process: regulation of transcription by RNA polymerase II. Lineage: Eukaryota; Metazoa; Arthropoda; Insecta; Diptera; Drosophilidae. Gene Ontology annotation, cellular component: nucleus. Gene Ontology annotation, molecular function: DNA-binding transcription activator activity, RNA polymerase II-specific; RNA polymerase II cis-regulatory region sequence-specific DNA binding. The record is from RefSeq and is a predicted model, not a curated record.
GUCAUAUCGAUACUUCUUCCAGCUCUAUACACUGCUUCUCUCGCUCUUCCGCCCGCAACUAAAACUCUGGAUCCGCGAUAAAUGUUAAAAAAAUAAAGACACCGCUCUAAUUAAAUGGCCAACCACAAGUGUACAGUGCGCGCAAUGCAUUUAGUGAUCAGUGAAGAGUGAUAUCCGAGAUCGGGGCACAAAGCCAAGAUCGCCAUUGAGCAAUCCGGGAACGGCGUCUGUUGAAAAGGGACGCUGCUGCAACCAGAAAAAGGAGUGGUAGCUUGCUGGUCUAUGGAUAAAACUUUACUCUAUCACUGGUGGCCCGCCCCAAAGGAACCUCCGCAUCCGUCUAAAUAUACCUUCAAGUCCGCUCCUGGCGAGCCUCCCCAGUAAAAUCGGCGGAAUCGGGCCAAGAAGAGAAUCACAUGAGGUGAACAAUACAGAUUGGUUGUGCGCCAAUUACACAUUCACAUGGAUAAACUGUAGCAGCCACACCAUCAGCCCCACAGGAUCCAGAGCAACAGCAGCAAUUUCAUGGUAAUUGUCCCCCGUCAGCGUCGAUAAGAAAGACUUCGAAAAAUACCUGAGCAGCCAGAGAUUAAGUGACACCACCUCCACCUUCCACUUGCAUUUUUUGUUUGUUGUAGCCACGCUCAGCGAAAGCAGUCGACAGCAGCAACAACAGCAAUAUGUAGGCGCUCCUCAGCAGCAACACAUGAAAAACAACAACCAAGAACAGCAACAACAACAACAACAACUACUACUACUCCCAACAACAACCAAUAACUCCCAUAAACAACACAACAACAAGAACAUCAUUAGGAUAUUAAAAAACAGGGAACGAGCAACGCCACAACGAUCGCCCGGAUCUGGACACAAGAAUGCAGCACGUGAGCGCUGCCAGCUCGGUGCCAUCAGUAGUAACUCCUGUUGUGACCACUGGUGGGACAACGAUCACCUUGGGCGGACCACCACCGCUCCCUAAAUCCGAGCACAAAGAGGAUGGCAAGCCGCCGCACGGCAUCGAAAUGUACAAGGUGAACAUUGAGGACAUUUCGCAGCUCUUCACGUACCACGAGGUCUUUGGCAAGAUCCACGGCGAUGUGGUCAAUCAUCAAUUAGCAGCGGCCCACGGAGGUCAGUUGCCACCACCUCCUCCGCUUCCGCCGCAGGUUACCAGCCAUGCGGCAAGUGCAGCGGCAGCCGCAGCAGCGGCGUCCACGAAUAAUGCUGCCGUUGCAGCGGUAAUGGCAUCAGCGAAUGCAGCAGCGGCCGCGGCGGCAGCUGCAUCGGCGGGGGGAGGACUACCGCCGGCCACCAGCGGCAAUGGGGGCCAGCAGGUGACGGUGACGACGACCAGCAGCUCGACUAGCAGCGGCGGGAGCACCACCAGUGGGGGCACCACGACCACGGCGGGUGAGUUGCUUAUGCCUAAAAUGGAGGGCGGCAUUCAUGGCGUGGACGGCAGCGGCAAUGGCGGCAAUGGUGGCGGGCAAAACGUGGCGCUGGCGCCAGACGGUACGCCCAUUGCGACGGGGACGCACGUCUGCGACAUCUGCGGCAAGAUGUUCCAGUUCCGGUACCAGCUGAUCGUGCACCGACGCUACCACAGCGAACGGAAGCCGUUCAUGUGCCAGGUGUGCGGCCAGGGGUUCACCACGUCGCAGGAUUUGACGCGCCACGGCAAGAUCCACAUUGGCGGGCCCAUGUUCACCUGCAUCGUGUGCUUCAAUGUGUUCGCGAACAAUACGAGCCUGGAGCGGCACAUGAAACGGCACUCGACGGACAAACCGUUCGCCUGCACCAUUUGCCAAAAGACCUUUGCCCGCAAAGAGCACCUGGACAAUCACUUCCGCUCGCACACGGGCGAAACGCCCUUCCGUUGCCAGUACUGCGCCAAGACGUUCACGCGCAAGGAGCACAUGGUCAACCAUGUGCGCAAACACACGGGUGAGACGCCACAUCGUUGCGAUAUUUGUAAGAAGUCCUUUACGCGCAAGGAACACUAUGUUAACCACUACAUGUGGCACACUGGUCAAACGCCACACCAGUGCGAUGUCUGCGGCAAGAAAUACACGCGCAAGGAGCACCUAGCCAACCAUAUGCGAUCCCACACCAACGAGACGCCGUUCCGUUGCGAGAUCUGCGGCAAGAGCUUUAGCCGCAAGGAGCACUUCACCAAUCACAUACUUUGGCAUACAGCAGGCGAGACGCCGCACCGGUGCGACUUCUGCUCCAAGACGUUUACGCGCAAGGAGCACUUGCUUAACCACGUGCGCCAGCACACGGGAGAGUCGCCACACCGCUGCUCCUACUGCAUGAAGACGUUCACGCGCAAGGAGCACCUGGUCAACCACAUACGCCAGCACACGGGUGAGACACCGUUCAAGUGCACGUACUGCACGAAAGCGUUCACGCGCAAAGAUCACAUGGUUAAUCAUGUACGGCAACAUACAGGCGAGUCGCCGCACAAGUGCACGUACUGCACCAAGACGUUUACGCGCAAGGAGCACCUGACGAACCAUGUGCGCCAGCACACGGGCGACUCCCCGCACCGCUGCUCCUACUGCAAGAAGACCUUUACGCGGAAGGAGCACCUGACGAAUCAUGUGCGCCUCCACACGGGCGACUCGCCGCACAAGUGCGAGUAUUGCCAGAAGACGUUUACGCGAAAGGAGCACCUCAACAAUCACAUGCGCCAGCAUUCGAGCGACAAUCCGCAUUGCUGCAACGUUUGCAACAAGCCGUUUACGCGCAAGGAGCACCUGAUCAACCACAUGUCCCGGUGCCACACCGGUGACCGGCCCUUCACCUGCGAGACGUGCGGCAAAUCGUUCCCGCUCAAGGGCAAUCUGCUCUUCCAUCAGCGCAGCCAUACCAAGGGCCAGGAGAUGGAGCGGCCAUUCGCCUGCGAGAAGUGCCCCAAGAACUUUAUCUGCAAAGGUCACUUGGUCUCGCACAUGCGCUCCCAUUCGGGUGAGAAACCACACGCGUGCACACUGUGCAGCAAGGCGUUCGUCGAGCGCGGCAAUUUGAAGCGCCACAUGAAGAUGAAUCACCCGGAUGCUAUGAUGCCGCCACCACCCGUGCAUCCGCAUCCGCAAAUACCGGCUGGUGUGCUGACGCAAGUCAAGCAGGAAGUGAAACCGAUCAUAAUUCCCCAUCACUCGGCGACCACCACGAUGCACACCAUCCAGCAGAUCACGGCGGGAGCGGCGGGCGCAGGAGGUGCGGUCCAGUUAACUCCGGGUCUGGUGCCUCUGGUUACCUCCACGCUCAUCUCGCAUAAUGCGGCUGCCCAACAGCAGUCGCAGAAACAGCAAGCAGCCGCUGCAGCAGCUGCACAGCAACAGGCCGCAGCCGCCGCUGCUGCCCAACAGCAAGCAGCCCAGCAACAGGCGGCUGCUGCACAUCAGCAGCAUCAACAACAAGUGGCCGCCCAACAUCAACAGCAGGCUGCGGUGGCUGCUCAUCAGCAGCAGCAACAGCAGUUGCAGCAGCAGCAACAACUGCUUCAGUUGUCCAUCCAACAGGCGGCUCACCAUCACCAGCAGGAGCAGCAUCGUCAACAGCAGCAACAGCAACACCAGCAGCAACAACAGCAGCAGCAUCACCAGCAACAACAGCAGGGUCAUCCCCAGGCCCCGCCACCACAGCAGCAACAGCAGCCGCCGCCCAUUGCCUUGAUCAGUGACCCAAGUGCUCUGGCACGCGCCGCCAUCCAGCUGCAGCAUCUGCCUGCGAACGUAGAACAGCACCCGGUUGUUUAUUAACAGUAGCCCCUCCUGCACGGUUACACUCCCACCACAGCUCACUCCAGCAGCACGACCAGCACCUCAAUAGCUGCCACUGCGUCGUCGCAAGCGGCAUGGUGAAGGCAAGCGUGCCACCAGUGAGCCAGUGCUAGUGAGCCGAGCUGACGCGACUUCUCUAAAUAGGACACACACCAUAACAAGCGCACCCCAUAUAAGCAGCUAGUUGUAUGUACAAUAGUUUUAACAGCGCGCUGGUUACGCUGAUCUGUGGCCCCAAGUGGAAUCGUGGUAUGCAGGGUUUCUAGGGUGUGACGAUUUUUACAGCAAGUGUUGGUAGAAAAAUUUUACUUUCGGGACGAAAUGGUACAGUCCUGUCUUCAAAACCCCGAUAUCCAAGUGAUUUCCAUUAAAUAUUUCGUUGGCAAAUAUUCAUAUUUUUAUUCGUAAAAUAUUCUAAACAAACAAUUUGAAAUCAAGUCACCCUAGAAACUCAUUGAGCUUCUCCGCAAUCGCAAUCAAGUUAAACACUUCUCAACUAGUCUGCCGCCGCCAGCUUUAACGUGCAAUACGAAUCAUCUCAUAGUUUGUUCUUGGUAUCUCUCUUUUUGUGUAUCUUUAAUGCUUAGGCGCAUAGCGUCUAAUUUUAUUCACGUGUUUUCAACAUUUUUGAAAUGUGUGCCAGGCGGCGCGUGAUUUUGUUUGGGUCGAUCGAUUUGGUUUUGUGUGAUAUCCAGUUGUUCCUAAGCUGCGCUCAGUGAAACCAACGGACACAAGAACCAAUCCGACUCAGCCAAUUUUCUCGCUAGACACUUUAAGAAAGGGGUUUUUGUUGCCGUAACCAGCAAAAGCGCACCAUCUUAUAUUUUUAUUGUGUUUUGACUAAGUUAUGAUUAUAUCCAUAUGGAGCGACAUUCAUAGAAAGCAUCCUCAUCAUACAUAAACAUAUGCAGAUAUGCAUAGGCAUAAAAUUAUAAUAUAUACUUAUAGUUUGUAAAUAACACGCAACAAGACCCUUGGAAAUCUAUCGAAAAUUGUUAUCACAAUUGUAUUAUUUUUGCAUUUUCCAAGGAGGAUCAUUGAUAACGAGCAAACGCGCGAAAACUUUCACAUAUAUUGGCCAAGUGUAGUCCUUAACCCAGUUUACAAUAUAUCAAGCCCUGAAAGAGUGGGGCUGUGAUGAUUACGAGAUAUAUAUUAUUAUAUGACAGCGGAAACAGAAGCAGCAUAACGGCAGACCCAACUAACGAGAUAAUGAAAAGGGAUUAAACAAACAAGUUAUUAUAUUUAAUGUUAGUUGAACUACUAAAAGUAAUAAUUGAAAACGCGGAUCGGAGAAGUGGAGAAGCGAGAUCCCGCAUAGGAAAGCGAGUAGUUUUUAGUUGGGCGCGUCGCCCAAUCAUUAUGAUUACAAUUACAAUUACGAUUAUGAUAUAUGAAUACUAAACCUAUAACAACAAGUUAUUACCCCACUAUUAAAGUUAACAAGCAACAACAACAACCCAUACAUAUACAUAUAUACGACUAGGCACAACUCUAAAAUUAAUUAUAACCCUUAACUGUGCUUGUGUUGAAAACAACAAACAUUAAGAACAAGUUAGAACCGUAACGAAAUAAAAUAAAAUGAAACAAUUAACGAGAAAGCCCCAAGCGCCACAAGCAACAACAUAUCUGCUUUAAAUUUUACAACAAAAACAAAAUGAAAUCUAAAAAAAAAAUAUUAAACACGAGUCAAAGUUUAAUAAUUUAGUAAGAAAACACACAAUACACAGACAAACUGACAGACACACGACCCACACAUUAUGCUUCCUUUUAAAUGCAACAUUUUAUGCAUUUAAUUAUCAACAAUUAAAUGCUUAAAAUACAAUUUUAAUUUAAUUUAACAAACUGUAACUGUACACGAAUAAACGGAAAAUGUAAAACUGUUUGUUUCACCAUUUAAAGACACAACUUGGUUUUAUUUAGCCUAAUUUAAUUUAUUUACGAUCAUCGCAGCAAAGUGCACAUUUUAAAUACACUUAGAAUGCAGGGAACAAUUGAAAAUUGUAAAAAAAUUAUCAUUGAUAUGCAUGUAUUUUGCUUUCACACUGAAAAUUCUCGUUUUCGAAGUUGCAAACGCACUAUCACACCUCUAUGAUUAUGUAGUUGAGUAUCCGUGUUAGUUUUGGGUGUUUUUGGAUUUUUGGUGAUGUGUAUAGAGCGCAGUAUAUAGAAUGCAUAUAGAGAUAUAUAUUAUUGUACGAUUAUUGACUAAUAUAUAACGGAUAUGUGUGCGUAGUACGUGGAGGGCAAGUUUAAGGAGAACAUUCACUUGUGUUGCAAUAUUAAUGAACAAACGAAUUAAUUUACUUGUAAGUUGCGUAGUGCAAGCCGUGAGAAUAGAGGUAACUUUCUCCACCACACACUCACUGAUCGACAGACACACACCCAUUAACCUUAAUGAUAAACCGCUGGGAUGGCGCUGAAAAUGUUUCCUAGGAGAAAUGAACAGAAGCUGAAGAAAACGCUUGGAACGCCCCAAUUAACGUAAACAUUAAAAGCAACAAACAGUAACAAUACUAAAUAGAAACAAUAAUGUACUAUAAAUCAGAUACAAUACAACACUAUAUAUACCUAAAAUAUAUAUGCCUAUACGACAGAAAUUGGACAACAAAUGAAAUAUAUAUAUAUAUAUAGUAUAUAUUGUACAAGUUACGAGUAAAAUGUAAUUAAAAUUUAUGAAGUAGUAAGCACUAAACAAAACAAAUAAAUGAGCAGCAAAAACGCGCAGCAUAAGCAUAAA